AAACCCGUUUCGUAUCCAUUCAUCUAAAAGUCGUCGUCUUUCAUUUCCUCUCACACUCUCCAUUAUUAUCCGUCUUUUCCAAAAUUGAAGGGUUUCAAGUUUCGUUUUAAUCUCACACGAAACGCAAAAGUUUCGAUCUUCCCUCAAAUGUUUGGCCCCUUUGUCCUCCCAAUUUAUCAGGCAUAUAUUAGUGUCCUUCGUUGCCCAAUUGCCACAAAUAUUAUUUCUAUGAGAAAGCAUGCCUUCUGAAACAGAUAAAUGGGGCUGGAAACAUGUUAGUGUGUUUGGUGGAUUUGACAAAGGUAGUGGUACAAAAAGAUGGAAAUGCAAUCACUGUAAUCUCAGAUACAAUGGUUCCUAUUCCCGUGUGAGAGCCCAUCUUCUUGGAUUCACUGGUGUUGGCGUGAAAAGUUGCCCAACAAUAGACAAGUCUUUGAGAGAAGAAUUUCGGAUAUUAGAAGAGGAACGUCUUCAAAGGAAGAAGAAAAAGAAUCCUCUUAGUGCAAAGAUUGGUAAGCGCAUGAAGAAUUGUCAAUUGAACUAUGCUAGCUCGAUUAGAACACUUGCUAAAGAAGAUGUAGAUGAGACCGUAGCUAGAUUUUUCUAUGCUGAUGGAUUGAACAUGAAUGUAGUGAAUUCCCCAUACUUCCGAGAAAUGAUCAGAACACUUGCAGCUUUUGGUCCUGGAUAUGAACCCCCGUCUAAAAGUAUGCUGUCUGAUACUUUUCUAAAUAAAGAAAAAACAAAGUUGGAAAAAGCCAUAACCUUAGUAAGGGAGUCCUGGCCGCACACAGGGUGCACGAUAAUAUGUGUCAAUCGUGUUGAUGGAUCACUUGGAUGCUUUUGUAUUAACUUCUUCAUUGCAAGCCCGAGAGGAGUUAUGUUUCUGAAAUCAAUUGAUAUAAAUGAAGGGGAUGAAGCUGACAACUUAUUUAUCAAUGUUCUCAGUGAUGCCAUAGUAGAAAUUGGACCCAGAAAUGUAGUUCAAAUAAUAACGCAUCUUGGCCAGGCAAGUAGUGCUUUCGAAUCGGUUAUAUUAUCAAAGUUUUCUAAUAUAUUUUGGUCCCAUUGCACUUCACAUUCUAUCCAUCUGCUGAUGGAAGAGAUUGCUGAGUUGGACUGGAUGAAAUCUGUUGUUUUGUGCGCUAGGGGAAUCGAGCAAGUUAUUUCUGCAUACCAGCGGUUUUGUUCCUGUGAUGUAUACAAUUGGAUGGAGAUUUCUGAUACGUUGUCAAUGAAAUUUGCACCUUCAUUUUGUUUAGUCCAAAGGAUAUUUGAAAUGAGGCAAGAAUUACAAGAAAUAGUUAUGAACAUUGAGUGGAAGCAGUGGAAGCUUGCGGCUUCAUGUGAUGUUGUGAACACAGAAGGCACCAUUUUAGGGGAAGAAUUCUGGUGUAGGGCACAGUUGAUGUUGCAGCUGUGUGAACCUUUUGUUCGGCUACUUGCUACAUUCAGUAUAGACAAAUCUGUGAUGGGAGAUGUAUACAACUGGCGGGUUCAGUCACUUGAAGUUGUGAGGAGCAGGGGCAUUGAUGACAUUGCACUUAGUCAAAUGGAGUUACUGAUAGACAGGAGAUGGGAUAUGUUAUUUUCACCGCUUCACGCAGCAGGCUACAUGCUGAACCCAAAGUAUUUUGGGAGAGGUCAAAGCAAGGACAAAACUGUAAUGCGGGGAUGGAAGGCCACUUUAGAUAGAUAUGAGCAUGAAAGUAGUGCAAGGAGAUUGCUUAGAGAACAACUUAGUGUUUACUGGAGAUUGGAGGGAUCGUUGGGAGAAGAAGAUGCUGUUGAAUAUAGAGAUAAGAUGGAACCAGUUGCAUGGUGGGAAAAUUUUGGUUUUGAAACACCACACUUGCAGACUUUAGCCAUAAAGGUUCUGAGCCAGGUUUCUAGUGUCUCGUUGUGUAGAGAGAGUGGGCAAUGUGACAGUCUUCCAUGUCGAGAAACUGUGAAAAGGAUGGGAGUCGAAAGGGUGGAGGAUCUUGCCUUUGUGAGGAAUAACCUUGGGCUUUUGACCCUCAAACACGGGAACACUAAUUUUAUAUCUAUGCCUAAAACUGGGAAUUCGUGCUGUAUGACUGGAUGUUCAUAGUAGAAGAAUUGCACGGCUAGACAUGGAUAUGAUAUCAAUGUUUGUUAACAGAAUAUUAUGGCAAUUAAUCUCUUGGGGUUUUCAUUUUCAUUUUGAUUACUUAGGUUUGAUGAUGGCAUGAUGCCUGUUGUAUAUUGCAGGUUGAGGUACAUCUGAUUGUAACUUUACCAUUAGCAUUUUCUUUGCUUUCUUUAUUAAUGCUGAUACUGAUACUGAUACUGAUA
This is a messenger RNA of Spinacia oleracea (spinach), 2316 nucleotides long. RefSeq lists its product as uncharacterized. The record is from RefSeq and is a predicted model, not a curated record. Bases 239 to 2092 code for a protein of 617 amino acids. The transcript has 2 exons. Lineage: Eukaryota; Viridiplantae; Streptophyta; Magnoliopsida; Caryophyllales; Amaranthaceae. Gene Ontology annotation, molecular function: protein dimerization activity.